GUUCCGGUUAACCUCUUGCACCACUUCCUGUCAUAAACCAAAUAUCAUUAUUAACAAAUGUCAACACUUAAUUAACCAUGUACCGACAUUAUUUAAAAUUACGUCCGGUGUUAUCACACAAUUUCAGCUCCAAGCGUUCCUACAGCAAGCCAGCUUUCGACAAAACCGUAGCUGACACCUACAGUAUUAAAGAUGAAGUUUUUAUCGGAAGGCCACUGUACAUGGACGCACAAGCCACAACACCACUUGAUCCCAGAGUCUUGGACGCAAUGUUACCUUAUCUGACGUCAUACUACGGCAAUCCGCAUUCGCGAACGCACGCCUACGGUUGGGAGUCCGAGGCUGCUGUUGAAAAGUCUCGAAAACAAGUCGCUAGUAUCAUAGGAGCUGAUCCUAAAGAAAUAAUUUUUACGUCUGGGGCGACUGAGAGUAAUAAUAUUGCAGUGAAGGGAGUGGCGAGGUUUUAUGGAGCGAAAAAGAAACACAUUAUUACCACACAAACUGAACAUAAAUGUGUGUUGGAUUCCUGUCGCGCGAUGGAAGCUGAGGGUUUCAAAGUCACGUAUUUGCCGGUCGGAACAAAUGGAAUUAUCAGUCUUGAAGAUCUGGAUAGGACUAUCACUCCAGAAACGUCCCUAGUUUCCAUAAUGACUGUGAAUAACGAAAUAGGAGUCAAACAACCAAUUGCCGAGAUUGGGCGACUUUGUAAACAGAAGAAAGUCUUCUUUCACACAGAUGCGGCCCAAGCCGUUGGCAAAAUCCCACUCGAUGUUAACAGCAUGAACAUCGAUUUAAUGUCGAUUAGUGGGCACAAAAUAUACGGCCCUAAAGGUGUUGGGGCUCUAUACGUGAGGCGACGGCCUAGAGUUCGAGUUGAACCGGUGCAGAGUGGCGGGGGCCAAGAACGGGGCAUCAGAAGUGGCACCGUUCCAACGCCCUUAGCUGUAGGAAUAGGUGAAGCUUGCGCUAUUAGUGAGAGGGAGAUGCCGUACGACCACGCUUGGAUGGAAAAGUUGAGCAAGAGGUUAAUUGAUACGAUUUUCGGCGCUUUGAGUCACGUGGUUAGGAAUGGAGACCCUGUCGAGACGUAUCCGGGGUGCGUCAACCUGUCUUUUGCUUUUGUUGAAGGGGAAUCACUCCUGAUGGCAUUGAAGGACGUGGCGCUGUCUAGCGGAUCAGCUUGCACUUCAGCCUCUUUGGAGCCGUCAUAUGUUUUGAGAGCCAUAGGGACUGAUGAAGACCUGGCUCACAGUUCAAUCAGGUUUGGGUUUGGUCGCUUCACCACAAUGGAAGAGGUGGACUACACUGCAAAAAAGUGCAUCCAACACGUGACCCGAUUGCGCGAAAUGAGCCCCUUGUGGGAAAUGAUUCAGGAAGGGAUUGACCUAAAGACCAUCAAAUGGUCCCAGCAUUGAACAUACUCAUUGUAAUAAUUUCUCAACAAUAAACUUUAUUUUAUCACAACAAUAAAUCUCAUAGUACAAAAUUACAA
Tribolium castaneum (red flour beetle) is the source of this 1492-nucleotide messenger RNA. It is a transcript of the gene Nfs1, whose product is annotated as Nfs1 cysteine desulfurase. Gene Ontology annotation, molecular function: cysteine desulfurase activity; pyridoxal phosphate binding. Gene Ontology annotation, cellular component: mitochondrion; nucleus; cytosol. Gene Ontology annotation, biological process: [2Fe-2S] cluster assembly. NCBI's taxonomy places the organism in Eukaryota, Metazoa, Arthropoda, Insecta, Coleoptera, Tenebrionidae. The coding region runs from base 78 to 1415 and encodes 445 amino acids. The record is from RefSeq and is a predicted model, not a curated record. The transcript is spliced from 7 exons.